This is a messenger RNA of Misgurnus anguillicaudatus (oriental weatherfish), 1576 nucleotides long. RefSeq names its product family with sequence similarity 167 member Ab (gene fam167ab). The record is from RefSeq and is a predicted model, not a curated record. NCBI's taxonomy places the organism in Eukaryota, Metazoa, Chordata, Actinopteri, Cypriniformes, Cobitidae.
CCUCGAGGCUCUUAGUGGAUUCCUUACCGUCUCCACGACAACCACAACCUGACGUAACGCUCGCCCCUCCUCCAUUCAAGCGUCUCAUCUCAUUGAAGAAACAAGUGUAGUGUAAAAGCACUGCCGAUCUGCCGAGAGCCUGCUAAACUACUAUGAAGACCCACAGACGUGGCAUCCUGCUACCUUCAAGCAAAUCCAAAGGUCUACCACAUCUUUAUUGAUCAAACAAGGCAAUGAGAUCUUAUGACCACAGAAAUUGAUUUUCACAGUUUAUUUUCGGCUACACCGUUCACUUCCUCAAAAGGCCAUGGAUGCCAGCUCAAUACCUCAGAUCAAUAUAGAGGAUUAUGAUGGUCUCGAGGUGGCCCCAGAUGAUCACUUAAGAACGCUGAAAGCACUGACGGAGAAGUUAAGACUUGAAACCAGACGGCCAUCCUAUCUUGAGUGGAAGGCCCGUGUUGAAGCUCAAAACUCUAAAGGCUUAGCAGUUUCACAAGGGUCAUCGGAGCUGGAGAGAAGUGUUGGGCUGAAGUCCAGUGGAAAACCUCAGAGGAAUAUCACGAAUGCAGGAAACAGCCUUACUACUAGAACCCUGGGAGAGUUUGGAAAUAUUGACGAAGCUCUUGUUUGGCUUAGAAAGGAACUGAUGGAGAUGCGUAUUCAGGACCAGCAGUUGGCCCGCCAGCUCAUGCGAUUGCGUGGUGACAUCCACAAACUCAAAGUCGAGCAGACAUGUCACCUGCAUCAGCGCAUGCUCAAUGAUGCCACGUUUGGCCUGGAGGAACGUGACGAGCUUUCCGAUCUUUUGUGUGAUGGACCCGUCACUCCAGGAUUUGGCCUCUCAUCACCACUUCGUCUUAUCGGUGUAACGAAGAUGAACAUCAACUCCAGACGGUUCUCACUUUGCUAGGGUACAAGUCGGUUUAACAAUGCAUGUAAAAAGAUAGAGAGUACUAAAAAAAGAGAGUAUAUACCGGUUGAAGAAAAUAAAUAACCAAUCAUUGACGCAACAAGUAACAUGAAUUGUGAGAGAACGUCAUGUGCCUGUUAUUCUAUGUACUUGUGCCAGUAAAACCACUUGUAUUGGUCCAAUAAACAAAGGAUAAUGUCUGAGCAAUCACAUACCUUAGAUACAAUCCUUGUUGUGGUGAUAACAUAUCAACACUUCUGUUAUAUAUCACUAUGCCUUUAAACAGAUAUCUAUAUGGAGUAGAUUAAGCAGUUACACUGUCAGAAAAAACUGUACCUCUUCUGUUGCAAGGGGGGUACCUUUACAGGUAUACAAAACAUAAUACAAUGUUGUACCUUUUGGAAUACAUUACUGUACCUUAAGGAUCUAUUGAAGAUACAGUUAAAUGUUUUGGUACAAAAUUGGUCCUUAAAGGUACACAAUAUUAUAAUACACAUUGUACCCCCAAAAGGUACAUCAUUUAAAUUUGUUGUAUACCCAUUAAGGUACAUAAAUGAACUUUUGAGGGUACCUCCCCAAAGACAAAAAAGGUAUUUUUUGUCUUUACAAGCAUUUAGUUUUACAUUUGCUUUCUCAUUUAGCAUUUCCACAUAACUGAACUCUUGG